Messenger RNA from Protobothrops mucrosquamatus (brown spotted pit viper), 894 nucleotides. It is a transcript of the gene DDRGK1, whose product is annotated as DDRGK domain containing 1. Lineage: Eukaryota; Metazoa; Chordata; Lepidosauria; Squamata; Viperidae. The record is from RefSeq and is a predicted model, not a curated record. The transcript has 9 exons. The coding region runs from base 1 to 879 and encodes 292 amino acids.
AUGGAGGCUUAUCUUCACAUGGACCAGCUCCAUGGCUAUUUUGAUCCAGAGAAAAGGAGAAGGAAGGGGAAAGUAAAUGAUGAGGAACACCGUGAAAAUGUGGUGGCCGCAGCAGCAGCAGCCCGGCCUCAGCCCUUGGCCGCCGAGCGAGGAGAAGGGAUGCCCAGACACCGGAGGAACAGGAUGCUCGCUCUGAGACGCACGCAACAGGUCGAGGAAGCCGUGGAAGACGAAAACGAUGGAGCCGAACCAGCUGAGUUCCAAGUUUCCGGAAAGAUUGGAGCAAAGAAACAACGGAAGUUAGAGGACAAGCAAGCAAGGAAAACUCAGAGAGAGGCGGAAGAAGCCGAACGGGAAGAAAGAAAGAAGCUGGAACAAAAACGGGAAGAAGAACGCCACUUAGAAGAGGAACGGCUGCGCCAGGAGGAGGAAAGGAAGGAAGAAGAGCUGAAGAAGGCCAAGGAGGAGGAGGAGCAGCGGGAAUACGAGGAGUAUCUGAAGCUGAAGGAGAGCUUUGUGGUGGAAGAAGAAGGGCUGGACGAAGCGAUGACUGAGGACCAGACACGUAGUUUCCUGACCGAACUUCUCACUUACAUUAAGGAUGCCAAAGUGGUCCUUUUGGAAGACCUGGCUUCUCACCUGGGCCUCAGGACUCAGGAUGCGAUCAACCGAGUGCAAGACCUGAUGGCAGAUGGCACGCUCACAGGGGUGAUCGACGACCGAGGCAAAUUCAUCUACAUCACACCCGAAGAGAUGACGGCCGUGGCGGAGUUUAUUCGGCGCCGGGGACGCAUCUCCAUCACGGAGCUGGCUCAAGAAAGCAACUCCCUCGUCAAUCUGCAAACGGAGGCCGGUUUGCUUAGCAAAGGAGUGGCUUGAAAAGGGCCUCUAUUC